CCAUGUUCGGUAUUGCUCGCGAAGAUCCCGUAAAGCAAUAUUCGUUACGUGAAAUACAAUGAUCGUUUCGUACUUAAUCUCCUGCGCGUUAUACUUGUGCUUGGUGCAGGCUGAACUCGAAGUGCUCUUCGAAGAUGGCGGGUGUACACGUUCGAACGACGAGUACAUAAAACCGGAUUCUUGCGAAUUCGAAGUCGAACAGGACAGCGAGUAUGGAACCAGCGUGUCUAUGAGCAUUGAGGUCACCAAAAAAGUGCCCAGUCUUACUGCCUUGGCCACUGUUCUUGGCUUGGAAAGGGAUGGCGAAUAUACAGUCGACUUUGGAAUUCACGUGGAAAUAGAUGUCUGUCAAACCUUAUCCGGCCCUGUUAACGUUGCAUUUCCUAUCAUAAAAGCGAUGAAUAUUCCGCCUGAUCGGUGUCCUCCAGAACCGGGUGUGUACGGAAGCGAGCACUAUGUAAUCGAAAAAUCCAACAGCGACGGUUUGCCAGAGUCAUUUCCUUCUGGCAAGUAUUUAUUUAACGUUACGUUGUUGACGGAAGAAGGUCUGCUAAUAGUUGAGUAUGUCGUCUAUGUGUCAGUACUAUAAUUUAUUAUACUCGUACGAUUGUUUUAAUUAUCAUAACGUAUAUAUAUGUAGUGAUUCAGCAAUAGAUACGAAUUUGCAAAUGUAAA
Messenger RNA from Megalopta genalis, 675 nucleotides. RefSeq lists its product as uncharacterized. Lineage: Eukaryota; Metazoa; Arthropoda; Insecta; Hymenoptera; Halictidae. The record is from RefSeq and is a predicted model, not a curated record.